CCUGUUGCCUGGGAGAACAUGAGUGAGCAGGAGAGGGAGACAGAGGAGGAUGAGGGAGGGGGCACUUCAGACACAGCACCCAUGCUGCCCCGAAGGCAUCCUGACCACCAGGCAUCAGCCCUGAUGUCUUCAGGGUGGGCAGGCCUGGCUGCCCGAGGCUUCAGGACCCUGCUGUGGCCCGGCCGGAUUCUGGCAGGGCUCCUGCUCCACCUGCUGCUGCCCUCGACCCUGUUCCUGCUGGUGCUGAUGCCGGCAGCUGCCAUCAUCUACUUGGGAUUCCUGUGCCACUCCAGGGUCCACCCGGCGCCCAGCCCCAAGUGCCGCGCGCUGCUCUCGGACCGCGGCUCCGCGACGCUCAUCGUGCUGGGCUUUCUCUCGCUGCCUCUGCUGCUGGUGCUCGCCUCGGCCGCCCGCGCCCGCUUGGCCCGGCGCCUCCGCCCGCUGCUGCCGCCCCCCACUUGGACUCCUGGACUCCGCCGCCACCCAGGGUCCAGCGACGGGGAACAGGAGGAACGCCAUCCCGAAGGGGAGCGGCAGCUCUGCGCCUGGGUGUGA
This is a messenger RNA of Molossus molossus (Pallas's mastiff bat), 555 nucleotides long. RefSeq names its product transmembrane protein 88B (gene TMEM278). The transcript has 2 exons. Lineage: Eukaryota; Metazoa; Chordata; Mammalia; Chiroptera; Molossidae. Gene Ontology annotation, biological process: negative regulation of canonical Wnt signaling pathway. Gene Ontology annotation, cellular component: plasma membrane. The record is from RefSeq and is a predicted model, not a curated record. Gene Ontology annotation, molecular function: PDZ domain binding. Bases 19 to 555 code for a protein of 178 amino acids.